This is a messenger RNA of Caretta caretta (loggerhead turtle), 1896 nucleotides long. RefSeq names its product calicin (gene CCIN). Gene Ontology annotation, molecular function: protein binding. The record is from RefSeq and is a predicted model, not a curated record. NCBI's taxonomy places the organism in Eukaryota, Metazoa, Chordata, Testudines, Cheloniidae.
GCCACUAUACUUGAUGACAUCACUCCUCUGUCACCGAGUGGGGCUUUCAUAACACCUGACAAGUAGUCCUCCUACAGCUUGCACUCUCAUCCCUGUUUCUUGCCUAACCAUACUAAGAACAUGAGGAUGCAGUUCACAGAAAAGAACCACAACAGCUUGGUCUUGCAGGCCCUCAACAAACAGAGAAAGAAUAGAGAGUUCUGCGAUGUGGUACUCAGCGUGGACCAGCAGGUCUUCUCUGCCCACCUCAAUGUCUUGGCAGCUGUGUCUACCCAUGUGAAGAAUCUGAUCUCAAGCAAUGACAUGAAGUUAGGUGAUGAGCUCUUUAUCAUCAUCGAUGCUAAUUUCCUGAACCCUACCUUGGUGGAGCAACUGCUGGACUAUUUCUACACUGGUAAGGUGUUGGUGUCUGAGAAGAAUGUGGAGGAGUUGCUGAAGGGGGCUAACUACUUCAACUCAGAGUCUCUAAGAGCCCACUGCUCUGACUUCCUCCUAAGGUCCCUUAAGAAGAACAACUGCCUGUGCUACCUGUUCCUAGCCAACACUUAUGAGCUGAAAGAGGUGGCAAACAGUGCCUAUGCUGGUAUCCGUGACAACUUCUACUACUGGUCGGGCACAGAGGGAAUUUCAGACCUCCUGCGCUGCCCCCACCAGAUCUUUGGCAAGCUGCUAAGGGAUGAGAACCUUCACGUGCAGAACGAGGAUCAAGCCUUCCUUGCCCUGCUCCAGUGGGUGAAACACAAAAGGGGAGAAAGAGAUAAGUAUUUCAAAAAGUUCUUCCCCUACAUUCAUUUAACUGGUGUCUCAACCAAGAUGCUGCUAGCUGCCAGCCGCGAAGUGCUGCUGUUUGAGAGUCACUCUGGCCCCCUGGCUCAGAUGGAGACCAUUUUGAGUGACAGAAAGCAAGAAAGUCCUCAAAGUCUGCUGCUUUUCCAAAGAAAGGGGGCCUUAAUGGACUCAGUGGUGAUUUUAGGAGGCCAGAAAGAGCACGGUAGAUUCAAUGAUGGGGUUUUUGCUUACAUUAUUGAGGAGAACAUGUGGCUAAAACUAACAGAGAUGCCAUAUAAAGCAGCCGCUCUCAGUGCAACUUCAGUCGGGAGGUACAUCUACGUCUCUGGAGGAACAACAGAGCAGAUAUCUGGCUUAAAGACUGCCUGGAGGUAUGAUAUAGAUAACAACUCUUGGACUAAACUGCCUGAUCUGCCCAUAGGUUUGGUCUUCCAUACCAUGGUGACAUGUGGGGGAGUGGUGUACUCCGUAGGAGGCAGCACAGCCCCAAGAAAAUAUGUCUCUCACAUCUACAAGUAUGACGAGAGGAAAGAGAAGUGGACGCUGGCUGGGAAGAUGAGCAUUCCUAUGGAUGCAACUGCAUUGAUCACAAAGGAAGACAAGUCUAUUUAUAUUGUGACGGGAAGAUGCCUGGUCAAUGGGCGUUUCUCCCGAGUAGGGAUGGUGGAUUGCUUUGACACUCAGACAGGGGAAGUGGUACAGUACCUCACCUUUCCCAUUGAAUUCAAUCACAAACCUCUGUUGUCUUUUCAACAGGACAACAUCCUGAGCAUACAGAGCCACAAACAAAGUCUGAACAUAAACCUGCAGAAGAUUAAAGCCAACAAGUCCAUGAACACUGUGCCUCUCUUACCAAAUAACUAUACUUUGGAUUUGUCUCAUGCGGUAUGUUCUAUUGGUGACAACAAGGUGUUCGUGUGUGGAGGCAUCAUUUGUGCAGGUGACAAGCGACCUGAAGAUUAUUCUGUCAAUCCAAAUGCCUACCUGUUAGACCAAAAGACAGGGGAAUGGAAAGUUUUGUCUGAUCCUCCAGAAGCUCUGGAUUGCCCAGCUUGCUGUACAGUUAAACUACCUUGCAAGAUUCUCCGAAAAAUUGUAAUAAGAUAA